Messenger RNA from Dendronephthya gigantea, 4813 nucleotides. Its product is annotated as fibril-forming collagen alpha chain-like. The coding region runs from base 206 to 4435 and encodes 1409 amino acids. The record is from RefSeq and is a predicted model, not a curated record. The transcript has 68 exons. Lineage: Eukaryota; Metazoa; Cnidaria; Anthozoa; Malacalcyonacea; Nephtheidae. Gene Ontology annotation, molecular function: extracellular matrix structural constituent.
GGAUCAAAUAACAUCCUAAUUUGCCACAAAUGGUCUUUUGAUCGCUGGCCAUUGCCUUGCAAGGUUGAGAGCUCUUUGCUAGUCAAAUACUGGCUCAGAUAGAUUGGCUGAGACGCAAGCUAUUGCCUGCGUCGAUUAAACUGUGUAAGUUGUCCAAAGAUUAUUUCAUCUGCUAAGAAAGAGGACGUAUUCAGACUCUGGAAUAAUGAGAAGAAAGGCUUUGUUGUUCUCGCUAUUGCUUGCUUUGUCAUUAUUCUCGAUAUCGUACAGCCAGGACGAAACCAGCGAAGAAAGUGAUGUCGAACUAAAAGUCCUCCAAGGACCAAAGGGAGAUAAAGGGGAACCUGGAGAAAAAGGUGAACUAGGAAUAGAUGGCAGACCUGGCCAAAACGGAAGAAAAGGUCGUGAGGGUCGUAAUGGUGCCUAUGGAAAGGAUGGAAAUGCAGGAAGAAAGGGCUCUCGUGGACCACGAGGACAUCCUGGAUACAUAGGAUCAAUUGUUAUUUCUACAAUGAAUUCAGAUAGUAAAGGACCUGGUCCAAAUGGAGGCGAUAAUCGAAUUAUUAUACCGCCUCCUCGUCCUGGUCCACCUGGUCCUGAAGGCAAAACUGGGAAGCGCGGUGUCGAAGGAGAUUAUGGACCAAUGGGACCAGAAGGAGAAGCUGGGGGAAAGGGUGGACCGGGAGCUCCUGGUAAAAUUGGUCCUAGAGGAAAUGAUGGUUUAAUCGGCAACCCUGGUGAUCAUGCUAAUCCUGGAUCUCCGGGUCGAAUGGGAGCAAAGGGACUUAUUGGAGAGAAUGGAAAACCUGGUGCUCGUGGAAGAAAAGGGCAUGCUGGAUGGAAGGGAGAUGUAGGUCCAGUUGGAGAUUCGGGAUUACAAGGAGAUCAGGGCGCUGCUGGUAUUGAUGGAGGACAAGGUGAAAAAGGAACCAAGGGUCGUGGCGGGGUUGCAGGUAGUACGGGACCUCGAGGACAGUUUGGUUCUGCUGGAAAGAAAGGACGUCCUGGAAAAAUCGGAAGUGAUGGUUCGAAGGGUCGUGCAGGUCAUCCUGGUAGUCGUGGUAAGCGUGGUCGUCCUGGUUUAAAAGGACCGCAAGGAAGUGCAGGUUUACGAGGAGAUACCGGGAUCACAGGAGAGAAUGGUAACCGAGGCGACAUGGGGACUAAUGGUCUCCCUGGGGCAACUGGUCACAAAGGACCUACGGGAAAGCAUGGAUAUAAAGGUUCCAUGGGAGACCCAGGUCCAAUUGGUGUUCAAGGAAAAAUCGGGCCUGUUGGUGUUUCAGGAGACGUAGGAUCCGAGGGAUCACGAGGAGGUAGAGGGGAUAAAGGUGAAGUUGGUCCGCAAGGUGAUCAAGGACCUCGUGGUGAUAAAGGCCCACUGGGAGAUACUGGAAUUCGAGGAUAUCGAGGCAACCGUGGAGAGGAGGGAAGACAAGGAGCAAUUGGUUCUAUGGGUCCCGAAGGCCCAGCGGGUCAGCCAGGAUUGACGGGUCAAUAUGGCGAGACUGGUAUUGAUGGUCCAGAUGGUGCCGCUGGUAUAAAGGGGGGUGACGGUGGUAAUGGCCUUCGUGGUCGUCAUGGGUCCAAAGGUUUCAAGGGAAACGAUGGUUCUAUUGGUGUUCACGGAAAGAGAGGGAAAAAAGGCAAAAAAGGUCGAACAGGACAUCGUGGGAGAAGUGGUCCCAAUGGAGAUGAUGGAGAAGAUGGAGACGACGGUCACGCGGGUUCAGCAGGUCGUGAGGGGCUUCAAGGUCUGCAAGGGAUUUCCGGCGUUGUUGGACCUAAAGGUGAAACGGGAAAAGAAGGUUUACCAGGAGAGAAAGGAGGACUCGGUCCAGUUGGACCUUCGGGUUCAGAUGGAAACGAUGGUGGUCCAGGUGUUACAGGUUUACAAGGGUUGAUGGGGCCACCUGGAGGACGAGGUGAACGAGGCAUUCGGGGCAUCGCAGGAGAUAUGGGUGAUGAUGGCGAUGUGGGGGUGCCUGGAAAAGACGGUGCGGAUGGAGAACCGGGUGCGUCAGGUGAUGAAGGUUCUAGGGGCGUGGCCGGUGAAAAGGGUGAAAGAGGUCCAGCUGGUAGUUACGGACCAGAGGGUGAUUCUGGUUCUUCUGGUUUCAAAGGUGCUGGGGGUGGACGAGGCAAUGUUGGUUUAAAGGGUCCUGCUGGACCAGAUGGAAGCGCGGGAAUGGCCGGAAGCUCUGGAAGUCUGGGCUUGAAAGGUCCCACUGGGGUUAUCGGGAUGCGCGGUAGCAAAGGAAAAAUGGGUGAUAAUGGUAAAAAAGGUGGCCGAGGAACCGCUGGUAAUGCCGGGGGGAAGGGACAAGUUGGUGCAGAUGGGGCUGUUGGAGAUGCCGGAUCAAGUGGUGAAAAGGGACCCUCUGGAGAUCGUGGAAAAUCUGGCGGUCCAGGCCGGCGUGGAAAGCAGGGCGAUCGUGGAGACCCUGGGAUGCAAGGUCUGGCUGGGGAGCCUGGCAAACCGGGUAGUAUUGGCAAACGUGGAGAGUCAGGAGAACAAGGAAAGGCUGGAGCGACGGGCGAAAAUGGUGAACAAGGUUUACCUGGUGUAGCUGGAAUGAGGGGUGCGGAUGGCUUUCCUGGACGCCGCGGCGAAGCUGGGAAAAUUGGAGGAGAAGGCGUUGCUGGUGGUUCUGGACCACUUGGUGAUAAAGGAGCAACUGGGAUACCUGGUAAACAAGGUGAUCAGGGGGCAGUUGGGAAUCUAGGUGGUCGUGGUGGAAAUGGUCGCAAGGGAUACCCUGGUCCUUUAGGAUACACUGGAGAUCGUGGAUUGGCUGGACCGUCGGGUGAUCAGGGACCACCUGGUAAACCGGGAGAAGUUGGCGCUCAAGCAGGACCUGGUACUCCGGGACCUGUUGGUGAACCAGGACCUCGAGGGAAACCUGGACUCAGGGGCAAUUUUGGAUUAACUGGAAGGACUGGACCUAUUGGUCCAUCUGGUGCUGCGGGAGAUGAUGGAAAAUCAGGAAGGAAUGGAAAAGAUGGAAAAGUGGGAGAUCAGGGUAAAGAUGGGCCGAAAGGAAUUCGCGGAGGACCUGGGCGUACUGGAAAACCCGGAAAAUCUGGGCUUCCUGGAAAUUCUGGGGAUUCUGGAAAAUCUGGAACUCGGGGAGAACCUGGGGAUCUUGGUUUGCCUGGAGAAUCUGGAGGAAAUGGCGGAGGUGGAAAACCUGGACCCAAGGGAAGUCAAGGGCGACCAGGAGAAUAUGGUCCUCAGGGGAAUUCGGGAGGUAAAGGAUUCAAAGGAGAUCGAGGAGUUGAUGGACCUAAGGGUAUUCAAGGUUCACAAGGUAGAGCAGGUCUUCUUGGAGCUGAUGGGCAAAAGGGUAUGAAAGGUGAUCCAGGAAAACAAGGACUCCCAGGACUUGCUGGUAAACCGGGCGGAAGAGGAAAAAAUGGAGAAGUUGGCGUGACUGGAUUGAAAGGACCAACGGGUGAUGCAGGGACUCUGGGUUCUCAUGGCUCACAAGGUCUUAUUGGUCAAAAGGGUAAUAUUGGUUACGCUGGUUCACGAGGAUCAACCGGUAAUCCAGGACCGAAGGGUCUACGUGGAGCACGUGGUCGUCCUGGACCUCCUGGUCCCCCUGGAACCGCGGGUUACUUGACAUCGUCUAGGUAUCAACAAGUCCCAAGAACAUCUGGCGAGAAAGGUCCAUUUAGAUAUUACCAAGGAAGAACGAAAGACACGAAUGAAAUUGAACUCAGUGAAUCACACAAUGCAAAUAUUGACUUCAAGGAUCAACAUUCCGUCGAAGUCGUAUCAGAAUUAAUACACAUAACAAAAUCGUACAAGAAUCCAGAUGGAUCGAAAAAAUAUCCCGCGCUUACUUGUCAGGAUCUUCGGAUGUUUCACCCGAACUUAGAAAAUGGUCAAUAUUGGGUUGAUCCCAACGGCGGAGCAGUCGAAGAUGCAGUUUUAGUACAAUGUGAUUUUGAAACAAAUGCAACAUGCUUUGCAGCCAAAGCUCAAAAUGUACCCAAACAGAAAUGGCUUAUACAACCGGGUCAGCACGUCUGGUUUCGGAAAGAUCUUGAGAAAACGAGCGAUUUCUACUAUGUUGUUGACGGGAGCCAGCUACGUUUUCUUAAGAUGCUUAGUGUGUCUGGAUGGCAGAGUGUAACUUAUCAUUGUCGAAAUUCACUGGCAUGGGAAGAUGAUAAUGGCGAUCGAAAAUAUUCAAUCAAACUUAAAGGUGACAAUGAAGUCGAAUAUCACGCAUUGAGCCCACGGAAGUUGAGGCCUAAUGUCUUGAUUGACGACUGCAAGAAUAAUGAUGACAACUGGCGACAAACGAUAGUCGAAAUAAGAACUGGUAAUCCUUCAAGACUUCCCAUUCGUGAUGUCGCUACCUACGCAUUUGAUGCAAAUCAUCAAGAAUUUGGAAUCGAUUUAGGAUUAGUUUGUUUUGUUUAAAAUAAAAGGGACCCGAAUAAAAUAUUGCUGGAAAUCAGCGUGUAUAAUCAGAUAUUUGGGCCGAAAUAUGACUAACCACUAGUUAGGUUUCCAUCAAAUAACACGUGUUGACCUACUUUAUCUUUCAUGUUGGUACAUGUAUAGUUAAUUUAGUUUUUGUCAUCUUUCUAGCUUUCAUGUUGGUACAUGUAUAGUUAAUUUAGUUUUUGUCAUCUUUCUAGAUUUCUAAAUAUCCCAGUCAAUGCAACUUUUCUUUGCAUUUCAUUCUUUCUAGCUGACCCCAGUUCAAUGCGUGUUUUGUGUUUCAUUGUGUUUACUGAAUAAGUAUUUUGACUAGAAAUUAAAUAGAACUAUUUUAUGUAUUACAUAACCUUUUAG